Messenger RNA from Fusarium verticillioides 7600, 600 nucleotides. RefSeq lists its product as hypothetical. The record is from RefSeq and is a predicted model, not a curated record. The transcript is spliced from 2 exons. Lineage: Eukaryota; Fungi; Ascomycota; Sordariomycetes; Hypocreales; Nectriaceae. Bases 1 to 600 code for a protein of 199 amino acids.
AUGAGUCAAACUAGUCUUGUCGAAUCGAGUUCUUCCGGGGAAGCUCCUCGCAAUGCAUUGUCGCUCCGACUAGAGGCGCCUCCCUUCUCCCAUACAUCCAUUUCUCCCACCAAACAGUCACUCAUUAUGCAGGGCCGCUAUGUAUACAAAACGGAAACCAGCCCAGUCACGUCAGCUUGUCACAUCUCCAGUCGCAACACUCAAGCCGGCAAUCCAUGGCAGCUGCACAUCUGCCGACUUCUGCCCAGCGAAGUUCGUCGCCUUGGUGAGGCUACAGGAAACAAUGUUUUCAUCAGAUACGAUGACGAUUUGACCCUUUACUCUGGCGAUAAGCUGAACAUCCCUUUCAAUUUCGCCUCUGGUCUCGGUCCCACGCCACUCAUUGUUAUCAGGGGCCAAAAGAGAGAUGAUUGGAAGAAGCUUUUGUUGACAGUGCAGGAAAACUCAGUCAAGGUGACGGAGUGGGUUGAUGAGUACGGGAAGGUUGUUGCGGUUGAGGAGGAUGAUAAGCUGGAGUUUUCGGGAGAGGUACAAACGGAGAAGGUUCUUGUUGUUGCGUGCUGGGCUUGCAAGGGAUUUGUACUUGAAAAGGCUGCAUAG